Molecule: messenger RNA, 1183 nt
Organism: Papilio polytes (common Mormon)
Lineage: Eukaryota; Metazoa; Arthropoda; Insecta; Lepidoptera; Papilionidae
Gene: Ak6
Product: adenylate kinase isoenzyme 6 homolog
Exons: 4
Coding region: 161-691 (176 amino acids)
Cellular component (GO): nucleus; cytoplasm
Molecular function (GO): ATP hydrolysis activity; AMP kinase activity; ATP binding
Source: RefSeq, a predicted model, not a curated record
UGGAAACAAGUUGUCAUUCUGUGUCAGCUGUCAGUGUCACAUGUUGCCGUGGAUUGUUUUGGUUCUAAAAGCACCUUGUUUUUAAUAUGUUUUAAUGUAAUUUCAUAUUGUAUUUAAUUAUAUUAUACUAAAAGUUUACCCUAAUAAGUAAAACCGAAAAAUGGAGAGGCGGCCCAGAUUUUUACCCAAUAUUUUAAUUACAGGAACACCAGGGGUUGGUAAAUCAACAAUAUGCCAAAUAUUAUCUGAACGAACAAAGUACACAUGGAGAGAAGUAUCGAAACUGGCUGAAGAAUACAAUUGUUUAGAAGAAUAUGACCCAGAAUAUAAUUGUCCGGUGUUAAAUGAUGAUAAGAUGCUGGACAUAAUGGAAAGUAUGAUGGAAAAAGGUGGGAACAUAGUUGACUACCAUGGCAGUGAAUUUUUUCCAGAGCGCUGGUUUGAUGGUGUUUUUGUUAUCAGAACAAAUAAUACCAUAUUGUAUGACAGACUAGUAGCAAGAGGAUACUCAGGCAAGAAGUUGGAAGACAACAUUCAAUGUGAAAUAUUUGAAGUUCUAUUAGAAGAAGCUCAAAAUUCAUACAAACCGGAAAUUGUUAUGGAACUACAGAACAACACACAGGAACAGCUCCACGCUAAUGUUGAAACAAUUAUAGGGUGGAUAGAGAAAUGGAAAGUAGAAAAUCUGUAAUCAUUUUGGUGAUUUUACCAUCAUAAUCUAUAGUAAACCUGAUAAAAAACAUGUUAUAUUAUGGAUUCUUACCAUGCAUAUUCCUAUAUUGCAUAAUUAUCAACUGUUUUAUAUGUUUUUACUAUAUGGUAUAUGCCAUUAAUCUGUAAGAAGUACUUUUGUUUAUGGCUAAGUUUGAGUUUUAUAUAAAUAGUAAGCUGUAAACAAUUUCUAUGGGCACUUUGACCAUAAGUUGCCAAAGUUUGCAACUAACAAAUACACAAAUUAAGUAUUCAACAAGAAUUUCAAAAGAACUAUAUGUUUAACAAAAAAAAAUUAUGUCUACCAUAUGUUUAUAGCCUUUUUCUUAUUGGGAUUUUAACUGUUGAAAUAUGUUAUACUUUUGACACACAAUUUGUAUAAAGGAAUUUCAAAGCUAGUGGCACAUUUUGUAAAUAUGAGAAGCCUGCUGAUAAAAAUAUCCAAGUUGUAAAAUAAAUUAUAUUAUUUCUA